Molecule: messenger RNA, 489 nt
Organism: Guillardia theta CCMP2712
Lineage: Eukaryota; Cryptophyceae; Pyrenomonadales; Geminigeraceae
Exons: 1
Biological process (GO): protein phosphorylation
Molecular function (GO): protein kinase activity; ATP binding
Source: RefSeq, a predicted model, not a curated record
AUAGUCAAGGGCGGAUCCUCCAAGGUGUACAAGAGCAAGGUGACCAUUGGCGGCGAGGAUAUCGUCUGUGCACUCAAGGAUGUGCGUCAAGACCGCGAGAAACUCGAGCGAGAAGCCUACAUGCUUGAGAGGUGUCGGCAUGAGCAUGUGGUGAAGUGCUACGGGAUCAUCGCGCUCAAGGGCGACAUCCCCCAACAAGUCCUCGUGCUCGAGUACAUCGACUUCACGUUGGCGGAAGAGGGCAGCGGCAAGGGGCCGAGCGGCCGGGAGAUCUUCUGGAGGGAAGCGGUCAAGUCGGUCUCAGCUCUUGCUCGUGCCGUACGACACGUGCACCAAAUGCAGGUGCUCCACCGAGACAUCAAGCCCGCCAACGUGCUGGUGAGCAAGCAGGGCGACGUCAAGCUCGCAGACUUCGGGGAGAGUCUCCUCUCAGACGAUAGCGAGAUCGCUCACAUCGUCGGAACGAAAGGCUACGUCGCACCGGAGCUG